Molecule: messenger RNA, 5633 nt
Organism: Phoenix dactylifera (date palm)
Lineage: Eukaryota; Viridiplantae; Streptophyta; Magnoliopsida; Arecales; Arecaceae
Molecular function (GO): protein binding
Source: RefSeq, a predicted model, not a curated record
UAGCAUUUUUACUCUGCCCGAACUCUUUGGCUCUCGCUCUCACACCAGAAGAUUACACUCUGUUUCGCUAUUGUCGUCGCUCUCUCUAAAAUCUCAAAACCCUAAGUCUUAGACUUCUUCUCAUCGAUCGAGCUCGUUUUGCGUUCGAAAUCCUUCCUCGAGGCCUUCGAUUUGCUCGGAUUUGGAGGUUUUUCUCUGGGUUGGGAGCCCUAAGUUGGGGGGCGGCCUUGGAUCUCUGUGCUCGCCGAUUGGGUGCGGUUCGGAUGGCGGAAGGGAAGAUGGAUCUGCCGAAGGAUCUCGUCCUCUCGAAGCCCGCCGUGGAGGCAUGGGCCGGGAAAGGUGGAAAUGAUGAGGAGAAGGUUCUCAUGGGGUUUCCUGAUGAAUCAAAAGAUCAAGCAUCUUCUGAUAAUAAUAUUCCUUUGUCUCCCCAAUGGCUCUAUGCUAAACCUAUUGAAACCAAGAUUGGCCUUUCUGCUGCAUCUGGGGAUACUCGCCCACCAAAUUCUUUGCCUCAUGGAACCUUGUUGGAUUCAGCUCAGAAAGAUGUUUGGCGUUUGGACGGAUCUCAGGAUAAGAAAGAAUGGAGGAGGAGCGUGCCUGAUGUUGAAAGUACUUGCCGCUGGCGUGAAGAGGAGAGGGAAACUAGCUUGCUUGGUAGGAGAGAACGUAGAAAGGAAGGAGAUCGAGAUAUUGAGUACCGGAAAAGUGACCGCCGUUUGGAUUCAUCGAGAGAAAAUUCUGAUUCUAGGUCUUUGCCCUUAUCUGAUAGAUGGUAUGACGUUCCUAGUCGUAGUGCAACGCAUGAAGGUCGGCGGGAUAGCAAAUGGUCAUCAAGAUGGGGUCCAGAAGACAAAGAGAAGGACUCUUGGACAGAGAAGAAGAUAGAUGGAGAAAAGGAGGAUUCUCACACUGAAAAACAAUCGUUUGUUGGUAGCCUUCGCCCGUUGUCUGAAUCUGAUUCUCGUGAUAAAUGGAGGCCACGCCAUCGACAAGAAAUUCCUUCUGGUGGGUCUGCAGUAUAUCGCGCUGCUCCGGGAUUUGGGUUAGAGAGAGGUCGUGUGGAGGGUUCAAAUGUGGGAUUUGCUCCUGGUAGGGGUAGAUCAAAAUCCAUCUCAGGAUUGCCGAUUAGGUCAUCCUCUUCUGGCCCAAUUGGUGCUGUACCUGUAUUUAAUAGUGAAAGUGCACAUGGAAAGUCUGGAUUAUCUGUAGAUACAUUUCGCUACCCGAGGGGAAGACUUCUUGAUGUUUACAGAAAGCAAAAAAUGUUGCCAUCAUCUGAUACUACCCCUGAGGGCAUUGAGGAAGUUCCUUCAAUAACACAUUCUAGUGCUGUAACACCACUGGCCUUUGUUGCUCCUGAUUCAGAGGAACAGGUUCUUUUAGAUGACAUUUGGAAGGGGAAGGUCACUAGCAGUGAAGUAGGUUACAGUUCUAGAAGGGAUAGGAUGACAAGAGACCAUGGCAGCGAGAAAGAUGCUGGAGAGCUGACCUUGAUCGAGAAGAAACAUGGUGUGCUUUCCCAUAUCUCCACCAGAGAGGGAUUCUUUAUGAAUUCUGCAGAGCCAGAUUCUAACCAUGGAGAAGGUAUGGAUAAAGUGAACACAUUGAUUGAUAAGGUGGAUCCUGGUGCUAUGACUGCAGUUUCAGGCAAUGAUGCUUGCUAUACAAGGGUGUCAGAUGAUAAUCUUACCAACUGUGAGCAGAAAGUUAGUGAGAGCAAUGUCUUUAAUGAUGAUGGACGUGUGGGACAUCCAGAUUUUCUUAAGAAUGCUAAGUUUGAAAAAGCUAGCUCAGCUAUUUCUUUUGAUGCUAGUGCUAAGCUCCCUGAUGAUUCAAAUUCGUUGUUUGACACAUCAAUAGUUCGCAAGAUUCCAAACAGCAAUGAGCUGUUUCAGAACAUUGAUGUUGAAGUAAAACUUGUAAAUCAAGGUAGUUCUCCUGAGGAGUUGAGUUUAUUGUACUGGGAUCCCCAGGGAGAGAUACAAGGGCCAUUUCUAGGUGCUGACAUCAUCAAAUGGUUUGAAGAAGGCUUUUAUGGUAUGGAUUUACCUGUGUGUUUGUCCGAUGCUCCAGAAGGCACUCCUUUCCAGCCACUUGGUGAAGUUAUGCCACAUUUGAAACUAAAGUUUCAGUCUGAACCAUUGGAUUCUUUGAAAGGCAGCCUGGAGGAUUGCAUUCCUCCUUCCAAUAUUACUGGUUCUUAUGCCAUGAAUGACCCACAGCGGGCACCAUCUAGAUUUUGGGAUGCUCCGGGUCAUCAGAUUAAGCCUACAAGUGCUGAACAUGAAGAUUCUGUAGAUUGUCUAAAGGGUAGGUUGUUGCUUUCCAGCGUAGGACAGAGCUUUCACGACUUUUCUGGACAAGAUACUGAAGAAGUUUUGGAUACAGGGAGGCCUGCAAGUAAAAUCGAGAAACCCUUAGGGAUGCUUGCUAAUGACCAUAUUGAUCUGUCACGGACCUCUAGUGGUCUCCAUUUGAUGGGUGCUGAAAUGGGAGAAACCAGUUUAGCAAAUCAUAAGGUUCCAAGAGAAAACGAUUUGAAUCCUCUUGGAUUAUUGUGGUCCGAACUGGAAGGAACUCAUCCAAAGCACCCUCUUUCAACAAAUAUAGCCAACUUCAAUGAUCAGGUUAUUGAUAAUCAUGCUGCCGCAAGGGAUGCCUCUCUUUUUAAACACAAACAGGAACAGUUUAGUCUGGUAGGUGACUCCUCCAUUACUCAUGAUGUAUGGCCUGGUAACUACAGAAGGAACAAUAGUUCAAAUGUAUUUCAGGAAGCUAUUGACUCUAGUCGCUUGUCAUGCUUUGAGGCUGAAGCAAACCAGUUCAGUUUAGAAGAGCACCUGCUUGGCCAACUGUUACAGAAACAGCAGCUUCAACAGAACUUGCUGCCUCAUCAGAAUGUGGACUUGGCUGGGCCAUUUCUGGAGCAGAUCAGGGGUUCCGUGCACCAGCAGCAGUCAAUUGGUCAACCUACGCCAGAUUUGGAGCAUCUUUUGAAUCUUCAGUUUGAACAGCAGCGGCAUAUUGAGCAGCUGGAGCAUCAACAUCAACUGCAGCAGCAACAACAGCUUCAUCAACACCAGAUGCAAUUGCUGCAGCAGCAGCAGCAACAGCAGCAGCAGCAAGAGCAUUUGCUUCUCGAGCAAUUGCUACAUCAGCAAUUACAGAACCCUGGUUUUGGAGCAGCACAUGUUGACCAUCAGCAGGCAAACAAUGUGCUUGAUGAGAUUUUGUUUAGGCAGCAGCUCUUGCAUGAGUCACAACAACAGUCUCAGCAUCUACCAUUGCACCAUGACGCAGCUAUGGAACAGCUUAUCCAAGCAAAAUUUGGGCACAACUUCCAAAUGGAAAAUUACAAUGAUCUGUUAGAAUUUCUAUCUCAUUCCAAGCACAGGCAGAUGGUUCCUUUAGAACAGCAACUUCUUUUAGGUCUUCAGCAGGAGCAGCUUGAAACACAGCAAUUCUCUAUUCCAUCGAGGCAACGGUCUAGCGUGGAAGAAGAGAGACAUGUUGGUGGGGCUUGGUCAAUUGAUCAAUCUGGUCAGUUCAUCAGGGCGGCAUCCAGUCCACAUCAAACUCAUUCUGCUAGACUUAACCAAUUAGAUUUCAUGCAGACCCCUCAGAGGCCCUCAUCCCUUGAGCAGCCCAGCCAACUUGAGUGGAACUUGCUAUUGCAUGAGCGAAUGCAGCGAAAGCUUUAUGAACCAGCCCUACAUCAGCUUGAAAGGUCAAUCCCUUUGCCAGCAGGUGCUCCUGGGCCAAAUGUAGAUUUUGUUAAUGCCCUAGGACGGUUUCAAGGGCUGGUUUCACAGCAGCAGCACAGUCAUGUGCAAUCAUCUGGUCAGAUGGGACAAUUUCCUAAAGGUAUUCAUUCUCAUCAACAUCGGAUUUCUGAACAGCUUAUUGGGACAUCAGGUCAGAUGGGACAAUUUCCUUCAGGUAUUCAUUCUCAUCAAUAUCGGAUUUCUGAACAGCUUACUGGGUCGCAUAUGGAUGCAAUGGAGAGGCAUUGGCCUGAGUCCAAUUGGCAGCUACCAAGUAGCUUAGUAGAAUCACACGUCAAUCAGUUGCAAAUAGAAGCAGAAAGGCAGAAGUGGGAUAUGAAAGCAAAUUGUACUUCUGAGGACCCAAAUGUGUGGGCAUCGCUUGUAGGUAAUAGUGGGAACUCAGAACAUGGGUUAGGAGACUUGCUUCACCAAAAACUGGUUCUUCAAUCUCAACAGUCGUUAGGGUUGGUAGAUGGUGCUUCUACAUCAUCCUAUGAGCACAGGGAUCCUUCAUGGCUUUAUUCACGGCCAGGCACUGAUAAUUCUUUUAAUCUCACUUCUGAUAGAGUGGGCAUGGGUGACUCAUUGUCAGAAGGUUCUCUUUUUGCUAAGGUAGGACAUGCACUGCAGGAGCAAUUGGUGAAUGUAAAUUUAGAAGGACAAGCUCAUAGCUUUGAAAGCAGUGGAAGAUUAGCUUUUCAAUCUAGUUCUGAAACAUUUGCUGAACAGGGACACUUCCUUUCAGAUAUGGGUGAAAUUGAAAAGGAACGGUUUAUAGAUACUAUGGCUGGUGAUGCAUCUGUAGAAGGAACAGGUUUCUCUGAUGUAAAGGAAGGGAAGAAACAUGUUUCCAAAGGCAAAUUGAUGGAUAGAUUGGUUGUGGAUACCCUGGAAAGUGGGGUUAAGCGAGUAGGUGGCAAAGAUCUUGAAGGGAUGGAAGUUAGUGUACCUGUUAGACAAGCUUCAUUUGGCAGCACUGGUGGAGUUGGAAGCUUCUUCAAUUAUGAGUCGGGAGCUGAUAAUGUUUGUAACGAAGAGAUAAUUAAUGACAGGAUUGCUUGUGCUCUUGAAAGAGGGGCUGAUAAUCCCUCAUUGAAGCAUGCCCAUUAUCCGCAUGUCAUAUCUUCUCAGGGAGCAUUAUCAGAGCUAGCUUCUGCUUCGUCGGUCAAGGGGACGAAUCCUGCUAGCUAUGCAUCCUCAGAGGAGGGAAGACGAGAACCCGGAGGUAAUCUGUCCAUCCGGGCUUCAGAAACUCCAUCCUCAAACAGAAAGGACCCGAGAUUUCGCCGUACAUCUUCGAGCAGCGAUGCUGCUGUACCAGAAGUUUCAUUCAUCAACAUGCUGAAGAGCACAAAAAAGCCCUUGCCAGAUACAGAUUCUUCUACUGGUGCUCUGGAGCCGGCAGAUGCCGGCCCAGGUGGAAAGAGCAGCAAGAAGAAAGGGAAGAAGGGGAGGCAGAUUGAUCCCUCUCUUCUAGGUUUCAAGGUCCAUAGCAACCGCAUUUUGAUGGGCGAGAUCCAACGCCCAGAUGAUUGAGCACGGAUCCUCUCCUGUAGCUUUUACGUGUCAUCUUCUUGCUUUAAGGGUGUACAGGUUUGUGUACAGUUUUGGCUGUGAAAAUUUUCACUUUUAAUUUUUUUCUUUAUCUUUUUUUUGGUCCCCCCUCACUUGACAAACCGAUGGCAAAUAACCAGGGUUCGGUUUUGAGAGAUGGCAGAGCCCUUUUUAAGUGAAAAGAAAAUGCAGGUGAUGUUGGAAUAAACGUUCAAUGAAAUAAAUAAACCAAGUCACUGCUCUUAGUGAUCUCAAGAUUUUGUAUCAUCAAGAAAAACAAUUCUUUAGGGUACAAUCUAGAUGUUGAAAUAG